Messenger RNA from Akanthomyces muscarius, 792 nucleotides. RefSeq lists its product as uncharacterized. Bases 1 to 792 code for a protein of 263 amino acids. The record is from RefSeq and is a predicted model, not a curated record. Lineage: Eukaryota; Fungi; Ascomycota; Sordariomycetes; Hypocreales; Cordycipitaceae. The transcript has 4 exons.
AUGGCGGCCAACUUUAACCCAGGCAUCGUCUACAUGACGGCCAGCUUGGUGCUCUUCGCCAUCGCCGUGGUCCUUCAUUUCCACAGCCUGCACCUCUCGCUGCCCAUCUCCUCCACCAUCACCAUCCUCACCAUCAUCCUCCCCGUCGCCGCCUUUCUCAACGCCUUUGUCUACCCCAACCUCCUGCGCAACUCGUCCGCCACCGCCACCGACGACGACGACGACAACCGCGACGACGACCACUGGUUCCAGCGCGUCAUGCCCGUCGCCCUGCAGGGCCUCCAGGCCGUCACCACCACGGCCCUCGCCACCAUCCUCGCGGGCGGCUUCGUGCGCUCCAAGGCGCUCGACUGCGUGCUCGACGCCGAGUGGCAGGCCCUGUACGCCGCGCGCGACGGCGAGUCCAUUCGCUUCGUGCAGGACACGCUCCGGUGCUGCGGGUACGCGGCCGUCGAUGACCGGGCGUUUCCGUUCCAGAGCCUUAUUCGGCAGACGUGCGCCGAGAUUUACGGCCGCGAUCGCGCGUGCCAGGGGCCGUGGAGGGGCGCCAUGGAGACGCACUCAGGCAUUGCGUUUGGUGUCGUCCUCGCGGUGGGCUUGAUGCAGAUACUCGGUCUUGUCCUCAUGCGGUCUGGUACAAGCUGGUGGACUGCUCUCCGCACGCCAGAAGAUGAAGAAGAGCAGGGGUACGAUGAACAUAGCAGACUGCUAGGCGGCGAAGGGACGUCCCAACAAGCUGCCUCUUCUGCUCCUGUUGCUGGACCGUCAACUUAUGCUGAGGCGGCUCGAUAA